AGGCAGACACAGCUCUGAUCCCCUCCCCAACCCGAGUAGAGAUUUCUGAUCCAGCUGUCACAGCUCUCGGACACCAGGGGCGGAGGGAGAGGCAGGAAGAGUUGGCGGAGGAGUGACCGAGAAGAUAAGGAGGCCGAGCCACCGAGGGGGACGGGAAGGAGGGGGAGCCGACUUGAGCCUGGUGCCUGCCGAGCCGUCCCCGUCCCUCCAUGCAGGUCCCCGUGGGCCCCGCCUGCAUCUUCCUGAGAAAAGGCAUCGCCGAGAAACAGCGGGAGGGGACUGGAUUCCAUGGCAUCCAAGGCCCCCUUUCAGCACAGUGGGAUGGAUGUCCGUUCAGGAAGGGCAGAGGGAGAGAGAUCAAGAUUCCAGGACAGGAGAGAGGAAAUGCGAAGCGAUGAGCAAGAGAGCGAGAGGCAAAGAGCCGUGGGUGGGAGGCAGGAGGAAAGACCGCUGGGACAGGAUGAGAUCGAAGAGCUUCGGGAAGCGUUUCUUGAGUUCGACAAGGACAGAGAUGGGUUCAUCUCUUGUAAGGAUUUGGGGAAUCUCAUGAGGACGAUGGGCUACAUGCCCACAGAGAUGGAGCUGACUGAACUGGGCCAGCAAAUCCGCAUGAACCUGGGUGGCCGUGUAGACUUUGACGACUUCGUGGAGCUGAUGACCCCCAAAUUGCUCGCGGAAACGGCGGGGAUGAUCGGCGUCCAGGAGAUGCGCGAUGCCUUCAAGGAAUUUGACACCAACGGGGACGGGGAGAUCACCCUCGGGGAGCUGCAGCAGGCCAUGCAGAGGCUUCUGGGAGAGAAGCUCACCCCUCGCGAGAUCUCGGAGGUCGUGCAGGAGGCGGACGUGAACGGAGACGGCACGGUCGACUUUGAAGAGUUUGUGAAGAUGAUGUCUCGCUGAGGAGGUUCUGGAAGCCCCCGGUCUCUCCCCACCAGGCCGGCAUGAACCCCGCACUUGUGGAAGACCAGAUCCCCUCGGGCCCGUCCAGGAGAGAGGGUGGGAGGGUGCGUGGUGACUGGCCUUGCAUUGUGUGAGUCGAGGCUGGACCAAAAGUGAUGGCUUUGCCCGGAUGGCGGGCAGGGUGAGGGGAAACCUCUCUAGGACGAAGUAAGAAGCUAGAAAUGAGAUCAGGACCAAGGUCAGCGUCACCCCACCAAUUCCAGAGGUUAAUGACAUCUCGACUUCAUGUAACCCCCAAUGCCUACACCCCAGCAGAGUCUCUUCCCUGGUGUCCUCUUGGGUCAGACUCUCAAAAAGCUCAGCCCAUGGUCCACCCUUCCCCCUUCUUGCUUCAGCUGCUUCAGAUUUCCUCUGUUUCUUUCUGUCGGUAAGAGGGAGGCAUGACAAUCUUGGGGCUACAAACAGGAUUCCUGGGAAGACCGGGCUUGGAAAUGGUUCCAUUAAAGAGGCUUCCAAAGUGA
This is a messenger RNA of Neofelis nebulosa (Clouded leopard), 1421 nucleotides long. It is a transcript of the gene CABP5, whose product is annotated as calcium binding protein 5. Lineage: Eukaryota; Metazoa; Chordata; Mammalia; Carnivora; Felidae. The transcript has 7 exons. Bases 289 to 900 code for a protein of 203 amino acids. Gene Ontology annotation, molecular function: calcium ion binding. The record is from RefSeq and is a predicted model, not a curated record.